AUGCUGGAAGGUAGGGCCCCUCCAGUUCUCCAGAAUGAGUUUGAGGGGGAGGUAGAAGCUGGAGAGGAACAAGAGCAGGCAGAACAAGAGGAGGGUACCCAAACUAAGCCUGCUGGUGUGUGGUGGUGUGUUACAGGGAUGGAAACUGGUAUAAAUAAGGCAUGGGUUCUUCUGGUUGCAUCCACAGGACCCCCUGCUUCGUGUGCCUAUUUUUCUUGUGUCCGCCAAGGACAUGUUAUGAGGGACUGUCCACUUAAGGGUAUUCUAGGUGGUGUAGCUCAGCCAACUAGGUCAGUAGCGGGUUCUUCUUCUUCUUCUUCUGUGGCUAUGAACCCGAUGGGGUGGGGUAUGCAGAUGAUGGUAGGCCGUGGUGGAGUUUCCAGUUCUGGUGGUCCUUUUAAUCGAUCUACUUUAUCAUAUAUAUCUUCUUUUCUUGUUAGUAGAAUUGGAAUUAAGCCUGAGUUGAUAGAAUCAUUUGAGGUGGAUACACCAGUAGGGGACUCUAUUGUGGUAAAACAGUUCCCAGAUGAACCAGUCUUAGAGUGGGUAGGGAACACAGCAUCGCCGAAGGGUGCCAACUCUCCAAUGGUGCCCGUUGUUAAUGAAUACCCAGAUGUGUUCCCAGAUGAACUUCCAAGCCUUCCUCCUAACUGGGAGGUAGAGUUCACAGUAGACGUGCUACUAGAUACUCAGCCUAUCUCUAUCCCUUUGUAUAGAAUAGCACCCGUGGAGUUAAAAGAGCUAAAAGAGCAAUUGAAAGACUUGCUGGAAAAGGGAUUUAUUAGGCCUAGUACCUUACCAUGGGGAGAGCCGUUGACUUCAGUAGCAUUUUUGGGGCAUGUUAUUGGGACUGAUGGUAUUCGCGUAGAUACGUAG
This is a messenger RNA of Solanum dulcamara, 876 nucleotides long. RefSeq lists its product as uncharacterized. Lineage: Eukaryota; Viridiplantae; Streptophyta; Magnoliopsida; Solanales; Solanaceae. The record is from RefSeq and is a predicted model, not a curated record. Bases 1 to 876 code for a protein of 291 amino acids. The transcript has 7 exons.